Lactuca virosa is the source of this 534-nucleotide messenger RNA. The record is from the annotation of a GenBank genome assembly. Lineage: Eukaryota; Viridiplantae; Streptophyta; Magnoliopsida; Asterales; Asteraceae.
AUGAAAGUGGAUGACGAUUGUUGUAAUUCCCUCGACUUGUUUACGCGCUUCAUUCCUUCACCUUAUACUUCACGAGACCGGUGCCCACUUCUCCCUUUCACUUCCUCUCCGAGCUGCCUUCCUCCACCAGCGACUUUGCCGCCUCCAUCUCCGCCGAUUGCGCCGCCUCAUCUAUCUCCUCCGGUAGCGCCGCCUUCCUUCGUUAAAAUAGUCGAUUUUCCGAUUCCAGCGCUGCCUUUGAACACCGACACCUCCAGGGCCGCUGUUCGACAGCAAGACAUCAGAUAAUGUUGAAGCCAGAAGAGAAAGUGUGCAAGAUAGGGUUUUAUGUGCUACAUAUAUGGAAUUAUUCAAAUGGAAAAUGUGGUCAAUAGAUGAUUAUUCUUGAAUUUGUUUAAUUGAUCAAGUUUCGGUUGUUAUUAUGGUAUUUAGAUUGGAUUUGCAAGUAAUAGAUUGUGGUCAUUAGAUGGUUACUCUUGAGUUGGUUUAACCCAUCAACUUUCAGUUGUGAUUAUGGUCUUUAGAUUAGCAACA